Molecule: messenger RNA, 3939 nt
Organism: Achroia grisella
Lineage: Eukaryota; Metazoa; Arthropoda; Insecta; Lepidoptera; Pyralidae
Product: ATP-dependent RNA helicase DHX30-like
Exons: 21
Coding region: 202-3474 (1090 amino acids)
Cellular component (GO): intracellular anatomical structure; cytoplasm; nucleus
Molecular function (GO): G-quadruplex RNA binding; DNA helicase activity
Source: RefSeq, a predicted model, not a curated record
UUGAAACAUUUCAGUGUGGUUUAUUUUAUUUAUUAUUAUUCUAUAGGACAAGGGGAAAUACCUAAUAAUCUAAACUUGAAACACCUAAAGCAACCCAUUGUUUUUAAAAUAGAGAUGAUAAAUAAAUAUCAUUUAUUUAAUCUAGUGUUCUAGUCAUAGACUUAGAAAUAUUGUAAUUAUAACCAAAGAAGUAUAAAAAUAAUGUUUCAAACAACCUUUAAGGUUUUAAGGACAAACUUCUGGAGGAAACAUUUAAAAACUCAUAUAAUAUUUAAUAAAACAUUGCAUAGAAGUCGUAAUUACAGUGGUUUAGCUGCUUUACACUAUAACAGAAGUAGUGUACAACAUUUUAAAAGCACAGAAUCCACUUGCUUAUGUUUAAGUAGGUUAUUUGUAUAUGCAAAAUGCACGUAUUCCUCAGGAAAUAUAUUAAGUGGAGAUGUAACAGAGUUACAGAAAACACAGCAUGAAAGAGAGCUCAAACAAAUUGUUGAAUUGUUCCCACAACCUCGAGUAACACUGAAUGAGCUAACUUCGAAAACACCACAGAAAAUCUUUGAAAUACAUUAUAAACAGAUUUCCUCAGCACCUAAAGGUCGGAGAAAAGCAGCUGUGAACAAUGAUUGGAUCUGCACAUACUCCUUCAUUUGGCCAGAGAAAAUGAAAUUUGAAAGUACAGCAAUAUCAAAACGCCAAGCAGCAGAAAAAGCCGCUACACAAGCUUUACACUGGUUGUAUUACAACAAGAGAAUAGACAAAAAAGGCUCGCCCAUAUAUGAUGAGGUUGUUCUAGAUGAGUUGAAGACUAACCUCAAUGAAGCCAUUCAUAUAUCAAUAAGUGACAAUUCUGUGGAACGGAUCGAUAGAAUUUGGAAAGAUUAUGAAGAAGGCAUAAAGGGCAUAUACGAGACUACAAUUAAAAAGGCUAAGCACUAUACCACACAGUCACCUAUGGUUUUAACUAGAGAUUCAACAAUUGAUGAAGAUGAUUUCUCUGCAGAUGAAUCAGGAAUAGGAAGUGAUAAUGAAAUAGCUACCAUGUCAGAGUUGAAAGUCCAGACGCAUCCCGUGUACGGCAAGACUAUAAGUCCACCAUCAGCAGCAACGUUGGCGCGAAGAGAACAAGCUUUGCGACAGAAAUUUGAACACUACGACGAAGCGUUGACUCCUCUACCAAUCGAUGAAUACUCAGACAAAAUAAUAUCUGCAAUAGAAAACGCUCAAGUGACAGUGAUAGUGGGUGCCGCUGGUUGUGGCAAGUCUACGAGAGCUCCCGCCGCUGUACUGAGGCAUUGGGGCGCUAAAACCACCGCCAUUGUGUCUGAACCUCGAAGGGUAGCGGCUAUUGGCCUGGCUGAGAGGGUAGCCAGCGAGCUGGGUGAAGAUGUUGGUGAAUCAAUAGGAUAUCAUGUUCGUUUAUACACGAAGCCCCCAAGACCGCCUGGUGGCUCUGUCCUGUACUGUACUUCUGGUGUGCUCCUCAAGAGACUGCAAGCGAAUCCAGGUUUAGAAGGCUGUUCCCACGUGUUCAUCGAUGAAGCUCACGAACGAGAUGUCAAUACAGAUCUGACGCUGCUACUCCUCAAGAGAGCUGUGGACAUCAAUCCACAGUUAAAGGUUGUCAUCAUGAGCGCCACUCUCGACACUGAAGUGUUCACCAGAUAUUUCGCCUCAUGUCCAGUAGUCGAUGUACCAGGGCGCACGUUUCCAGUAGAAGUGUUCAAUUUAGAAGAUGUACAGAAGAAAUUUGGUUUAAGAUUACAAAAUACUCUUGAAAACUGCAAAAAAGAAGAAGGAAAGCCAAUGGUUAAUUGUCAAGAGGUGGCAGAAGUAAUAAAAUCGGUCGACAAGACACAAGGUGAAGGAGCAAUACUAGUGUUUCUGCCUGGCUGGGCUGAGAUAAAACUGACUAAACAAAUACUUGACGAGUAUUACGGACGGUCCAAUCUGCAUAUGAUACUGCCGGUUCAUUCAAGAUUGUCAACGACAGAACAAACAAAAAUGUUUGCGAAGCCACCUCCUGGGAUCCGCAAAGUGGUGCUAGCUACCAACAUAGCAGAAACGUCGAUCACCAUACCGGAUAUUGUGUAUGUUAUCGAUAGUGGAGCGCAUAAGGAGAACAGAAUUAGAGAAGGCACUGGUACAGCCAGUCUGGAAACAGUAUGGGUAUCACAAGCUAGCGCCAAGCAGAGGAGCGGUCGCGCAGGAAGAGUACAGCCUGGUUACUGCUAUAGACUUUACACAAAAGAAAAAGAAGCCGACCUCGCUCCUCACACCACUCCAGAAAUACUGCGAAUACCAUUAGAACAAACAGUAUUGGAUUGUAAGACCUACGCCCCAGAUGAUAAGAUUGAGGAUUUCUUAUCACAACUCCCAGAGCCACCGACCAAGAAGGCGAUACAGUUUGCUGUUAAAGAUCUUGUAGAUUUAGGUGCCCUGACCCCUUCUGAGCAUGUGACUCGGCUAGGCAAUCUAUUAUCAACACUUGGUCUUCAUCCACGGCUGGGCUGCAGUCUGUUGCACGGGUCGGUCAUUGGUUGCCUGGUUGCGGCCGCUAACGUACUCACACACUGCAGUGACAACGUGGAGCUGUUCAGGAAUGCUGCUGAUAGGAGAGAAGAAAUUCGGGAAAUAAAAUCGAAAUUCAGCGAUACGUCCGACCACGCCGUUUUGCAUAGUAUUCAGGACGAGUUCGAAUAUACGGCGGAAGAAAACGGCUGUAGGGGAGUCGACGAGUGGUGCGACAAAUACGGAUUGAGGAAGGACAGAUUGAGCUAUGUGAAAUCACUAUCAAAUCUUCACCUGGAACAACUACUAAAAUCCGGUUUCGUAGGACCAAAUCCCGAUCUGCAGGAGUUGAAUCGGUUCACGUACAUCGAUGAACUGAUGAUCGCUGUAUUACUGUCAGGAACCAAUUCCAUAUUGAGGACAAGAAAACAAGUUCGAACUAAAGGGAAGCUGAAAACAGCUGUUAGCUUAUUUACUAGUAAAGGUGACAGGGCACACAUAGGUGGUGAAAGUGUUAACUACGGCAUAACGAAACGCACAAACAAGACUCAGCUGCUGGCUUUCUUUGGAGGAUACCACUCAGUAGAGAGGCGAGCUCUGGUUGUACAUAAAACAUCUCUAAUAACGCCACAUGCGGCACUUUUGUUCUGUAAAGAAGAGUUAAAGAAGGAGACGGUAAACAACAAUGACGAAGACGUAACUACACUCAGUUUGCCAAGACAUAGGCUACAGGUUCAAAUACCAACCAGUCAAGCUGAUCAUAUAUUGAAGGCAAAGGAAAUGCUCUGGACGACGUUCCAAUACUACAUCGAUAGAGAUCUUAAAAAUGUAGAUUAUGAAGAAACGGUAGAUGUAUCUAGGUUCAAAAUCAGACUAAUUAAAGCUAUAGGAAGGAUUUUAGUCGAAGCUCACAGAGAAUAUAUUCAGGGGAAGACGAAAGAAGAGAAUAUAGAGGAAUUUAGAUAGAAAAUAAAUUAGUAUCGAAAUUGAGAAAGAGAAUAUAGUAAGAGAUUCAGCAGCUAUGCUAAAAAAAUCAGAUGUAAUCUGGAUGGGUAAUCACACUGAAUAUUUUACAGUGCAGUCCAAUUCUGAUGAUUCUUUUUUGAUAAGAGUUGUAGAAUAAGACGCAAUAUUAAAUAUUGCUGUGAUUAUGUAGUAGUAAAUGUUAGUAGCAUUAAGCCCGCCUUUUCUAGUAAAUUUAGAUCAAUAAUUAUUUAUUACAGUAAAACUGUAUUACAUCUAAAACAUAUGUCCGUUUGUGUUAGCAUUACUCUGUAACUGCUGGACUCAUUUACUGGACUGGUUUUACUCAUAUGGAAUUAUUACUCUGUUUUUAAUUGUAAAGAGUAAAAUCUAUACGCGUAUCUCCUUUGUUCUAAUUGUAGCGGGUUGGAAUCUUCGAACUAUGUAAACAUUUGUAGUCAUGAUGAU